CAGACUUUCUAAUCAGUGAUGAGAAAUGGCAGUAUCAUUACUGAGUUUAUCCUUCUGGGAUUCUCCAGUGACCCCCAGAUCCAAACCAUGCUGUUUGUGCUGUUCCUGGGUGUUUAUCUCCUGACUCUGAUGGGAAACAUGGUGAUGAUCCUGAUGAUCAGGGCCGAUUCUCGCCUUCACACACCCAUGUACUUCUUCCUUGGACAUCUGUCCUUUCUGGAUCUCAGCUUCUCCUCAGUCACUGUGCCCAAGAUGCUGCAGAACCUCUUGUCUCCGAAGAAAAGCAUUUCCGUGUGGGGCUGUAUCACUCAGAGUUUCUUUUUCACUCUCUCUGGGGGAACAGAAGCCUGCCUGCUCUCUGCCAUGGCCUAUGAUCGCUACGCUGCCAUCUGCCACCCUCUGCUCUACACAGUGAUGAUAAAUAGGCCUCUCUGCAAUACGGUUGUGAGCAUUGCAUGGGCAAUGGGAUUUCUGAUUUCCCUGAUGAACAGUCUCUUCACCUACAAGCUCCAUUUCUGUGGAUCCAACAUCAUCCACCACUUCAGCUGUGAGCUGCCUCCACUCUUCCCUCUGUCUUGUUCUGAUCCCACUGCUAAUGAGCUUCUUCUAGCUGUGUCAUGUGCAUCUGUGGGGCUCCUGACGCUUCCCCCGAUCCUCUUCUCUUACUCCAGAAUCAUUUCCGCCAUCCUCAACAUCCGCUCCGCUGCGGGGCAAGGCAAAGCCUUCUCCACCUGCUCCUCCCACCUCACCGUGGUGCUGCUGUUCUACGGCACGGCUCUGUUCAGGUACAUCAGCCCUGCCUCGGGCUCAGUGUUGGAGCGAGUGGUGUCCAUUCAGUACAGUGUGAUCACAUCGCUGAUAAACCCCCUCAUCUACAGCCUCAAGAACCAGGAGGUGAAGGUGGCUCUGCAGAGGGUGCUGGGGCGACAGAGAUGCACCUCAGCACUAAAAAAAUAAUAAUCUGUGUGAUUCUGUGCAGGAAAUGAAAAAAAAAAAAACUAUCUCUAAAGGAGACAGAUUUAUAUAGGCUCAGAGUUCUAUGGGAAAUUGCAUCUCUGUUCAAGUCAAGUAUUUUGUCUAGAUUUUGAAGAAAAUAAACUUCCACAAAAACUAAGGCUGGAGGAAAAGAGUGAGGUACAAUUUCCUAGGUAGCAGUCCCUGGCAAAGUAAUCUGAGAGAAGGAUCUUGGGCCCCUCUGAGGACAUGACACAGAUGGAGUGCCUUGGAGUAAAACGGAGUCUCUGGUCAAAUUGCUGACUUUCUUCUUAUGAUUUUUAUAAAGGCGCACAAUUGAGAUAGGAAGCUAUAACAAUGAAGGAGUCAGCUAGACAUCAUAUUCAUAAUGGCAACAGCCAAC
Molecule: messenger RNA, 1357 nt
Organism: Erinaceus europaeus (western European hedgehog)
Lineage: Eukaryota; Metazoa; Chordata; Mammalia; Eulipotyphla; Erinaceidae
Product: olfactory receptor 8S1-like
Exons: 1
Coding region: 19-957 (312 amino acids)
Biological process (GO): G protein-coupled receptor signaling pathway
Cellular component (GO): membrane
Molecular function (GO): G protein-coupled receptor activity; olfactory receptor activity
Source: RefSeq, a predicted model, not a curated record